AGGCAGCGCGCGUUGCAGAUAGUUAUAUUUCAGUGGAGCACAGUCAGACACAGUCUGCGCUGGUGUUCCGCGCAGCUUGUGUGUGAAAAAAAAUGUGACAUCUAAAAUAACUUCAAAAUGAGUGAAGGCGAGUCCAUGUAUGGAACAACAUUAUCUCAAGAAUCUAUCAAAGUCAUAGCGGAAAGUAUUGGCGUUGGCAAUUUUCCUGAUGAAGCUGCAAAGGAACUUGCAGAAGAUGUGAGCUACAGGCUGAAAGAAAUCGUUCAGGAUGCAGCAAAAUUUAUGAGACAUGGUAAACGUAAACGAAUGACUACUUAUGAUAUUGAUCAUUCACUGAAGGUCAGGAAUAUCGAACCAACAUAUGGAUUUUAUGCCAAAGACCAUAUACCAUUCCGCUUCGCAUCAGGUGGUGGUAGAGAGUUACAUUUUGUAGAAGAGAAGGAAAUCGAUCUUAAUGAGAUUGUAUCUAUGACUGGUGGACAAGCAUGGCCCAAGCUGCCUCUGGAAAUUACAUUGCGUGCCCAUUGGUUGUGCAUUGAUGGAGUGCAACCUACUAUACCAGAAAAUCCACCACCAGUAUCAAAAGAUGUCCAAAAGCUCGAAAGCGUCGAUCCGACUACUAAACUCUCCAACAAGAACCAAAACAUUGGCGUCGGCAAACCAGGCGGUGGUGGCAAAAGUCAGAAACUGCGGAAUGUAGAAACUGUGCAUGUGAAACAGCUCGCUACGCAUGAGCUUAGUGUAGAACAACAACUUUAUUACAAGGAAAUAACUGAGGCUUGUGUCGGAUCCGAUGAGGCUCGUAGAGCCGAGGCUCUUCAGUCUCUUUCAGCGGAUCCAGGUUUACAUGAAAUGCUGGCACGUAUGUGCACUUUCAUUGCGGAAGGCGUGCGAGUUAACGUGGUUCAAAAUCAUCUUGCAUUGCUUAUCUACCUCAUGCGUAUGGUCAAAGCUCUGCUCGAAAACCCGAGUCUUUACCUGGAGAAAUAUCUUCACGAGUUGAUACCAUCAGUUGCUACCUGCAUAGUUUCUCGACAAUUAUGCAUGAAGCCGGAAGUGGACAAUCACUGGGCAUUACGAGAUUUUGCUUCCCGACUAAUGUCACAAAUAUGUAAAAAUUUUAAUACCACUACUAAUAAUGUGCAAACUAGGGUCACUCGUAUGUUUAGUCAAGCAUUAGCAAAGAACAAUCAGAUACCAUUGGCGUCGCUUUAUGGAGCAAUUGAAGGGCUCUAUGAAUUGGGUCCAGAAGUAAUCAAGUCCUUGGUUGUCCCUAAAAUUAAGUCCAUCUCUGAUCGCAUUGAAUCAUGCAUUGAAGGCCAAGGAUUAACUAACAUGGAUAAAAAUGCUGCAGGACAUAUCAAAACUUUGCUUAUAAAAUGUGUCGCUCCAGUCUUGAAAACAAUACGAUCGCCACCAGAUUACGUGGAGGAUUACAAACAGGAUUAUGGCUAUAUAGGUCCCGCGUUAUGUACAGCGGUUGCGAAAGCUCGCACACAACUGUCUGCUUUAGCAACCACUGCCGCGACAACUACAGCACUAACCACGAAUCAGCAACAAAGUUUGAAUUGUACGGGAAAAACACUUAUGCAAACAGUUCCCAGUUCCAGUCCGGGGCAGCAAACUGGCCGCACGAUCAUGCUUGGUGCUAGUAGAAGUGCUAGCGGUGCUUCCACCGCUGGUGGACAGAAAUUUGUCAUUCUACAGUCACGCUCGCAGACACCUACCGCUUCCAAUAUCAGUACCGGUACAAUUCAACAGCAGCAGCAGCAACAGCAACCGCAAACGCAGCAACAGCAACAGCAGCAACAGGUUAAAUUGGCGCAAACUAAUGUCGGUCAACAGAAGGCUCAUGUGCCGAAUUCUACGCCUAAAUUGGUUGUAGUAUGUAUGCCUGCCAGUAGCCAUACUAACACCACAUCGGUAGCGCAAACAGGUCUUACAACAAAAACGCAGAAUGUCUUUGUUGCGCAACAAAAUAUCGAAAGAUCACUCAGUCCGGAAGAAGAACAUUCGUUUCAAUAACACACAGAAUGAAAGUAAAACUUUCAAAUAUUUCUUUGUACAGCUGAUAUAUUCUUUAUAGAUUAGAUAAAUAUAUAUAUAUAUAUAUAUACAUAAACAAAAAGAUAAAUUU
Messenger RNA from Odontomachus brunneus, 2137 nucleotides. Its product is annotated as transcription initiation factor TFIID subunit 6-like. Gene Ontology annotation, biological process: RNA polymerase II preinitiation complex assembly; transcription initiation at RNA polymerase II promoter. The record is from RefSeq and is a predicted model, not a curated record. The transcript is spliced from 8 exons. Gene Ontology annotation, molecular function: RNA polymerase II general transcription initiation factor activity; protein heterodimerization activity; transcription coactivator activity. Gene Ontology annotation, cellular component: SLIK (SAGA-like) complex; transcription factor TFIID complex; SAGA complex. NCBI's taxonomy places the organism in Eukaryota, Metazoa, Arthropoda, Insecta, Hymenoptera, Formicidae. The coding region runs from base 118 to 2025 and encodes 635 amino acids.